Messenger RNA from Durio zibethinus, 1745 nucleotides. The record is from RefSeq and is a predicted model, not a curated record. NCBI's taxonomy places the organism in Eukaryota, Viridiplantae, Streptophyta, Magnoliopsida, Malvales, Malvaceae.
AAAAUAUUAGAAAUGUCAACAUGCAAAGCAUAGACAAAUCAUGGCAGAUAUAACAAUGGGUAAAAAAAAUCCUUGAGAUCCCGAAAAUUUUCCUCUUUCCAACACAUGAAAAAAAAAAACUGCCACUUCAUUUUUUCCAAAUCCCAAAAGCCCCUUCCAUUCCUUCAACUUUUCCUCUUCACGUACUGGCAGCAGAGCAAUGAAAUGAUAAAAAUCUUGACUUUUUGAUUCAUAUUUCUUGUAAACUGUCAAAUUUCUCAUUUCAAAAAACACCCUUCAAGACCCUGAUAAAAACAGAGAACUUUUUUGAUGGGUUACCUUUCUUGCAAAGCAGGAUCAACGGUCUCCAUAAUCUCCACCUCCACAACCACACUGAAUUCAUCUUCCAAAACUUCCACCAUCAAGCAGGAAAAACCCAUCAAGAUCCAACGGUUUGAUUAUAGUGACCUUGAAGCAGCCACCAAUGGAUUCUCUGACCAAAGGCUUCUAGGCAAAGGUAGCCAUGGCGCUGUCUACAAGGCUGUUCUCAGGGGACGCCACGUUGCCAUCAAGAAACCAUCUUCAAGAAACGAAGAAACCAACAAGGAAGCUGAUAACGAGAUCGAAAUCUUGUCAAAAAUUCAAAGUCCCAGAUUGGUGAAUCUUCUUGGCUUUACUAAUGAUACUCAAGAUCGUUUAUUGGUUGUUGAAUUUAUGAGUAAUGGCACAUUAUAUGAUGUUCUUCAUUCUAAUUCUUCAAGGCCUUUGAAUUGGGGUCGAAGAAUUCGAUUAGCCUUGCAAGUUGCGAAAGCCUUAGAGACACUUCACUCACAAAAACCUCCAAUUCUUCAUAGAGAUGUUAAAUCUGCAAAUGUGUUAAUUGAUAGGAAUUUCAAUGCAAGAUUGGGUGAUUUUGGGUUGGCACUUAGGUGUGGUAUUGAUGAUUAUAAGCUUAGAUCAACCCCACCAGCUGGUACUAUUGGGUAUCUUGAUCCAUGUUAUGUGACACCAGAUAAUUUGAGUACAAAAACUGAUGUUUUUAGUUUUGGGAUCUUGUUAUUAGAGAUUAUAAGUGGUAGAAAAGCUAUUGAUGUUGCACAUUCACCACCUUCUAUUGUGGAUUGGGCAAUUCCUUUUGUAAAGAAAGGGAAGAUUAUUGCUGUUUAUGAUCCAAGGAUUGCACCUCCUAAGGAUCCUAUUGCUAGGAAGCAGUUGGCUGUCAUAGCAGCUAAAUGCGUGAGGUCCUGUAGGGAGCGCCGCCCUGCAAUGAAAGAGGUGGUUGAUUGGUUAACUGGGUUGAGCAAAUUGGUUCCUCUACAUUCAUGGAAUGGUUUUAACAAUCCAUGUUUGGUGGUGGAAACAAUGGGGCGGCCUGUUGAAUUUAGAAAUGCCAAGGAGAAUUUGGACGCCAUGGAUGGUAAAUUUGUUAGGCAAAACAUGAGGGACUCAUGCAGAGUCUAUUCAGAUUUGGACUUCAGGAGUGAUUUGAUGGAACUUAUGGGCAUGACUGGUAUCGAGUGGGAGUCAGAAGUGUGGGGGGAGGCUGAUGUAGUUGAAAGGCCUGGAUCAAGAUCAGGGAGCAGAGCUUCUAGUCAUAGAUUUGGUAGCAAAAGAUAUGUUUUCCAAGGGAGAGGUCAGCAGAAAUGUUGGAAACCAGAGUGGUGUUUUUGGUUUGAGGAGGAAUCGAUCAGCUGGAGAAAGUUCUGAAUUCUUUUCAGGGAAUUUUUAUCUAAAGCAUUUCUCAUCUUCAAGGCUUCCAUUCUGCA